ACCGCGGGAUAAUAUUUUUGUUUUCCUCAGCAAGUGGCUCCCGAGCGGCAUAAGCAAGAUAAGGCUGAUCUUCCUCUCUGCCCUACCGUCGUUCAUUCUCUCUGCCGGUCUGGUGAAGUGUCACAGCCAUGGCAGCCAAGGUUUUGCCAUUUUACCAGCGGAAGCUUAAGCACUAUGACCAGGGAUACCGCAGCACUCAGACCCGCUACGUGGUGCAGGAGUAUUCAGCGUCAUCUUCAAGGACUGCGUCAUCGAGAUCCAGCGCUUCCCGAGUAGCAUCCACUUCUCAAGCUUCGAGAGCUCAGGUGGGCACCAAGAGACACAGGACCUCUGUUGAAGAUGAGCAGCUGGAAUACACCGUGCCACCUUUCAGGACAAGGUCUGCUGCAGAACAAGAGGAGUACCAGCGCAGGGUGGUGCACUUUGGCAAUGAACUGGCUUCUUUGGAGGCAGAAGUCCAUGAGGCGAGAGAGGCAACACGCCAGCAAGUGGACAAGCUGGCUGUUCAGAGGAUGGUGGAAGAGCGGAUGGCCCUGGAGAGACGCAUUCAUGAGGAAUCGAUGAGCCGCGCCCCCGAUUUCCUCGUCCGCCUGAGGUCCCACACGGUCUGGGAGAAGACGCCCGUACGACUCUUCUGCACAGUGGAGGGAUACCCCAGCCCCAUUGUUAAGUGGUUUAAAGAUGACGUUAUAAUCGAUCAGACAAGUGAACCUGGGAAGUACAGGAUUGAGAGCAAAUAUGGAGUUCAUAGCCUCUUAAUCUACAGGUGCUCGAUUCACGACACGGCUCAAUACACUGCUGUCGCCACCAACGUCCACGGCCAGGCCUCCACCAACGCUGCGGUGAUUGUAAAAAGAUACAGAGGGGAAGAAGAGCCUUAUCACUCCGUGCUGCUGCCUGUCCAGCUUCCUAUGCUGCCACCAAUUGCCUACACGAAAAUCGACAUCGACUUUAUGGAGGCCUUUGACGUGACUUUUGGAAGUGAAGGAGAAACACUCACCCUGAUCUGCAAAAUGAUCAUCAGUCCAAAUCUGGCUAACCUGCAGCCGGACGCUCAGUGGUUCCGGGAUGAUGUACGCAUCAGAGAAUCUAAAUGGGCAGAAAUUAAGUACGGCGCAGGAGUGGCUCGUCUGACGCUGACUCAUCUCAAUAAGGACGACGAGGGUCUCUACUCCCUGCGCAUGGUCACCAAGGGUGGAGUUACUGAACACCGGGCCUACAUCUUUGUGAGAGAUGCUGCUGCCACAGUGGUCGGUGCUCCAGGGGCCCCCAUGGAUAUUAAAAUUCAUGACGCCAAUAAGGAUUACGUGAUUGUGUCUUGGAAGCCUCCAAACACCACCAGUGAGAGCCCCGUCAUCGGCUACUUUGUUGACAGGUGUGAAGUUGGAACUGAGAACUGGAUUCAGUGCAACGAUUCACCGGUGAAAAUCUGCAAAUACCCCGUCCAUGGUUUAUUUGAAGGCCGCUCCUACAGUUUCCGUGUGAGAGCCGUGAACAAGUCGGGAAUCAGCCGACCUUCAAGGGUUUCAGAGGCAGUUGCUGCUCUGGACCCUGCUGACUUGGAAAGACUACAGGUCAUCCAUCUGGAAAGAGGAAAGCAGAUUGUCAUUUAUCAAGAUGAUCUGGAAGGUGACGUUAAGAUUCCUGGGCCCCCCACCAACGUUCACGUUUCAGAGACCAGCAAGACGUUCGUUGUUCUCAGCUGGGAUCCACCAUCUCCCCGAGGACGAGAGCCAUUAACAUACUUUGUGGAAAAGUGCAUGGUUGGCAGUGGUAACUGGCAGCGAGUCAACACGCAGAUUCCGGUCCGAUCCCCGCGCUACGCCGUCUUUGACCUGGCAGAAGGCAAGAGCUAUCAGUUCCGUGUGCUCUCUGCGAACAAGCAUGGCAUGAGCGAGCCGUCGGAGGCCACCCAGCCCAUUCAGGCGCAGGAAGUCUACGGACAAGCACUUUCAUCCGGUAUUCCUUCAGCUCCCGGCCGUAUUCUGGCCACCAGGAACACGAAAACAUCGGUGGUCGUCCAGUGGGACCCCCCCAAGCAAGCAGAAGGCCUCAUUGGUUAUUACAUCGACUCCAGCUUGGUGGGCUCCAAUAAGUGGGAGUCGUGCAAUCACAAGCCGGUCAAAUACACCCGGUUUGUGGUUCACGGACUGACCACCGGCCAGAAGUACAUCUUCCGAGUGAAGGCGGUCAAUGACGUGGGCUUCAGCGAGAAUUCCCAGGAGUCGACGGCCAUCUUGGUGCACGCGGCGCUCAGUGGAGGAAUCCCCCACACAAGCCCAUCUUCACCCUAUGGCAUCACACUGCUGGACUGUGAUGGGAAGUCCAUGACGCUGGGCUGGAAACACCCACGCUUCUCUGGGGGCGCCUCCGUCAACGCUUAUUACAUCGAUCAACGUGAGGCGUCUCAGCUGCGCUGGAAGGAGACCAACAUCGAAGCGAUCACAGAGCGGAUCUACAAGGUGGAAAACCUACAAGAGGGCUCCAUCUAUGAAUUCCUCAUCAGAGCUGCCAACGUCACCGGGCUGGGAAUGUCCUCCGAGACAAGCGAGCACUUCAAGUGUGAGGCCUGGUCGAUGCCCGAGCCAGGGCCGACAUACGAUUUGACGUUUAGUGAGAUCAGAAACACGUCUCUGGUGAUCCAGUGGAAAGCUCCAGUUUACUCCGGAAGCAGUCCAGUGUCUGGGUACUAUGUGGAUAUUUGUGAGGCUGGAAAAGAGGAGUGGACCACCGUGAACAACAAGGCGACGUCACAUCGCUACCUGAAGGUUACAAAUCUGGAAGAAGCCAAGCCGUACGUCUUCCGAGUGCGGGCAGUGAAUGCAGCAGGGUCAGGCAAAGCAUCUGAAGUCUCUGAGCCCAUCUUUGUCCAGGAGAGGCCAGGAACCAAGGAAAUUUCAAGUGGUGUUGAUGAAGAAGGGAAUAUCUACUUGACAUUUGAGUGUCAGGAAAUGACGGACAUUUCUGAGUUUGUUUGGUGCAAGUCCUAUGAAGAGGUUACUGAUUUCACCAGGGUCAGCAUUGAAACGAGCGGCGACAAAUCUAAAAUCAUUUUCAAAUGCCCUGAUAAGGAGGACCUGGGGACGUACUCUGUGGCCGUCACCGACACCGAAGGUGUGUCAGCCAGCUAUGUGCUCGAAGAGAAAGAACUGGAAAAACUGAUGGCCCUCAGCCACGAGAUAAGAAACCCCUUGAUUCCUCUCAAAACCGAACUGUCCUAUGAGAUUUUUGAACGAGGACAAGUUCGCUUCUGGCUGCAGGCUGAGAAGUUGUCUUCUGCCGCUAAUUAUCGUUUCAUUAUCAAUGACUUGGAGGUGUCGAACAGUGAGAGUCAUAAGAUUAAAUGCGACCACUCCACUGGCAUUAUCGAGAUGGUUAUGGACAAGUUCACGGCUCACAGCGAGGGCACCUACACAGUUCAGAUCCAAGAUGGCAAAGCCAAGAACCAGUCAUCUCUGGUUCUGAUCGGAGACGUUUUCAAAGCAGCCUUGGAGGAAGCGGAAUUCCAAAGGAGGGAAUAUCUCCGGAAACAAGGACCUCAUUUCUUGGAAUACAUCUUCUGGCACGUGGAAGAAGACUGCACAGUCAUGCUGGUUUGCAAGGUGGCAAACGUUAAGAAAGAGUCGAUGUUUCACUGGUAUAAGGACAAUGUGCAAAUCAUACCCGAGGAGCCUGUGAACUUACAGAACGGAACCUGCAAGUUGCCCAUUUGCCAGUUUUCAAAGAAGGAUCAGGGAAUUUACAAAGCAACUAUUGCUGAUGACCGAGGGCAGGACAUAUCCAUCUUUGAUGUCUCUGGUGCAGUGUUUGAAGAUAUCAUUAACGGCAUCAGCAGGGUAGCUGGUUCUACAGCCUCCGAGCUGAAGAUCCAGUGCACUCCAGAAGGAAUCCGGCUGCAGUGCAGCAUGAAGUACUACACGGAGGAGAUGCGCACCCUCUGGUAUCACAAGGAAUCAAAGAUUUCCUCCUCUGAGAAGAUGAGAGUUGGCGGCACAACAGAGAUGGUCUGGUUACAGAUCUGUGAGCCAACAGACCGAGAAAAAGGAAAAUACACCAUCGAAAUCCUGGAUGGCAAGCAGUCAUACAAGCGGACGAUUGAUCUGUCUGGACAAGCCUAUGCUGACGCCUACGCAGAGUUCCAGAGACUGAAGCAGGCUGCAUUCGCUGAAAAGAAUCGUGGUAAAGUCAUUGGCGGCCUGCCUGAUGUGGUCACAAUUAUGGAAAACAAGACCCUCAGUCUGACCUGCACUGUGUGUGGAGACCCCGCGCCUGAAGUCGUCUGGUACAAGAAUGACAAGGAGAUUGAGUUGAACGAUCACUUUGUCGUGUCUCUGGAACAGGGCAAAUACGCCAGCCUUACCAUUAAGGGAGUGUCAACAGAAGAUUCUGGAAAAUAUGGCAUCAAUGUCAGGAACAAAUAUGGUGGGGAGACGGUGGACGUCACUGUAAGUGUGUACAAGUACGGAGAAGAAAUGCCCCCUCCGAAACUGGGCCAGAUGCCCAAGCCUACUCCAGCUCCAGCCCCGGCCCCAGCCCCGGCUGCUAAGACCGCUGCCAAGCAGCCUGAACCCCCGAGGAUGGGCAGAGCUGGCAGGAGAUAAGCAACGAUGAGAGCAAAGUCGAUUUAACUGGAUGUCAUUUUCUGGAGAGACAUCCAUGAAAAGUCUAAUGAUCCUUUAAGAAAAUUGUGCCCCGCCAUGUCUUUAUUAUGUGUAAUGAAAAAGCGAACCACUGGUGUCCGCCAUACGGCCGCGUUAGUUCAUAGUGCAUCCUGCUGAGAUAUGGCACAAGGCGAAGCUGCCAAAGUUUGAAUGCCGCACUUUAGUAGAGAAGCGAGUCUUAAGGUGUUUGCCGCUUUGUAGAAAAUCCUGUGUUGCCACCUGCUUAAGUCAUGGAUGACUCCAUUAAACAGGUUGUUUGUCCCGUUUCCUUUUUGCUUGGUGCUAAUAAAGUCUAGAGAUCACU
This is a messenger RNA of Polypterus senegalus (gray bichir), 4965 nucleotides long. RefSeq names its product myomesin 2b (gene myom2b). The transcript is spliced from 39 exons. Gene Ontology annotation, molecular function: protein binding. NCBI's taxonomy places the organism in Eukaryota, Metazoa, Chordata, Cladistia, Polypteriformes, Polypteridae. The record is from RefSeq and is a predicted model, not a curated record. Bases 129 to 4601 code for a protein of 1490 amino acids.